Rhizophagus irregularis DAOM 181602=DAOM 197198 is the source of this 253-nucleotide messenger RNA. The record is from RefSeq and is a predicted model, not a curated record. Lineage: Eukaryota; Fungi; Glomeromycota; Glomeromycetes; Glomerales; Glomeraceae.
AUGAAUCCUAAAAAAAAUAAAAGAAAUUUAUGGAAAAAAAGUGUUGAUAAUGAUAAAUAUCAGUUACAUGUUACAAUUUCUACUAUUGGUUCAACUACUGAAUCAGCAGAAGAGAUAGUUUAUAUGGAAGAUUUAGAAAAAAGAAAACAAGUAUAUGGAAUAUGUGGAGAAUGUAAUGAACCUGGUACAGGAUGGUGUUGGUGUCAACCUUGUAAUGCUAAAAGAUUUAAGGAUAACUUUAAAAAUUGGACUA